This is a messenger RNA of Grammomys surdaster, 841 nucleotides long. RefSeq names its product pyrethroid hydrolase Ces2a-like. The transcript has 5 exons. NCBI's taxonomy places the organism in Eukaryota, Metazoa, Chordata, Mammalia, Rodentia, Muridae. Bases 5 to 625 code for a protein of 206 amino acids. The record is from RefSeq and is a predicted model, not a curated record. Gene Ontology annotation, cellular component: intracellular membrane-bounded organelle. Gene Ontology annotation, molecular function: carboxylic ester hydrolase activity.
GAUUAUGGGCCUUUAUCAUAUCAUAGAGAAGAUAACCAGAGAGACCCUGCCAGCUGUUCUGAAGAGCACUGCAGCACACAUGAUGUUGCCUCCGGAAUGUAGUGACCUGUUAAUGGAAGAGUACAUGGGGAACACUCAGGACCCAGAGAUCCUCCAAACACAGUUCAGAGAGAUGAUGGGGGACUUCAUGUUUGUGAUCCCUGCUCUCCAAGUGGCACAUUUCCAGAGUUCCCACGCUCCUGUGUAUUUCUAUGAGUUCCAGCAUCUGCCCAGCUUCAUGAAGCAUGCCAGGCCAUCCCAUGUGAAGGCAGACCAUGGUGAUGAAAUUCUGUUUAUCUUUGGCUCCUAUAUGUGUGGCAUGAAUUUUGAUGUCACUAAGGAAGAAGAGCUGUUAAAAAGGAGGAUGAUGAAGUACUGGACCAACUUUGCAAGAAAUGGGAACCCCAACAGCGAUGAUCUACCCUACUGGCCUGUGUUGGAUCAUGAUGAGCAGUAUCUGCAGCUGAACACCCAGCCUGCUGUGGGCCGAGCCCUGAAGGCCAGAAGGCUACAGUUCUGGACCAAGACUCUGCCCCAGAAGAUCCAGGAGCUAAAGGGUUCUCAGGACAAGCAUGCAGAGCUAUAGCAUCCUGUGUCAGGAAAGGUGUGUGAGGUUCAAAGGAGAUGGGGUAAUUCUGAAGUUACAAAGUCCAUUGAUCUAUAAUCAUUUGUUCCAACAAGAACAUAAGCAUUUCUAACCUCAGCAUUUGCUCUUUCAGACAUGCAUGAAAACAACUCUGUAUAUUAUUCAUUAUCAUUCUGAACAAACUUUCAGUAGUCAAUAAAAGCUCUAAUAACAGUG